CCUUAUUUCAUCGCUUUCAUUUCACACUUGACUUCGAAGCUCCAUCAGCUCCUAGAGUUUGCGUUACAGUUGAUGCAAUUAACGGUGGACGCCUAAACGUAAAUGAAAACCACGUGGAGAUAUGUUGUGACCUGCUGCACCGGUGUAGAUGGAAGGGGGGGAUAGAAAGUUCCUAGAUGUAUGCACGAUCUCGCACUCCACUGGCUCCUUGACACGCGACAUUCGGACGUUGACUUUCAAAAAAAAAAAUCCGAAGCUCCAAACGGACCUUUUCUAGUCAUUUGCUUCCCAGCUAACGGCAUUAUUAACGUUUCACCUGGAGCCUGUCUAUCAAAUGAGGAGACACGGAGGUUUGAUGAGACAUUGUAUCACGUUAGUUAGCUACGUUAGAUGUUCGUGUCAUUCGGUAAACAAGUCGAGCGAAAUUAUUCGAAGGAUUAUGCAAAACAAUCACGAGUUGGAACCGCUAACGUAACGUCACCUAGUUAGCUAACGUUACUCGCCGAACUGUUGGCCAGCGGCUAAUCAACUGCUAUCCUAAAUGUACUGUACUUUUGUAUUCUUGACAGGUGCAAACUAGCCACGGUAACAUAGUGUGCUAGAUGGGGAUGUCGUUGUCAUAUCCACUGGUGAAAGAGCCAGAAAGUUAUGUGGAUCCUGAUCUAAACGAAGACUCUGACGAGAUGAAUUUCGCUAUGGAAAUGCAUGAGAUUAACCUGAGCUACACAUACGACAUGAUCCAGCAGAGGAUCCGCUCUAUCAAGGAGUCCGCCAAAUUUGACAAGUACAGCUACGACUGGAACACCAGUGUGCUGGCUCUGAAGGACGAGUUCCCCCACUGGACAGCUGAUGACCUGCUCAACCUGAGACGGCAGUUUGAGAUUUUUGACACCAACAAAGACCGCCUGCUGGACUUCAGCGAGUUUUGCGCUUCUCUGAACAUGGUCAACGAUGCAUCAACUAUGGAGGCCAGGAAAGAAAUGUUUAGUAGAGCGGACAAGGACAACUACAAGUCCAUCAACUUCGAGGAGUACCUCCAGCUGAUGUAUGACCUCAAGCAGGGCACGCCAGUCCCCAAGCCCCUCGAGAGCGAGGACGACAAGGACACGGCCACCGGUGACAUCAUCUGUGAAGUGGCCCGCAUGGACACCUUCCAGCAGAUGUGCUACGGGGUCUUCUAAACACAAAUACACACUCCUGAUGACAUGAUGGAUUUGUUGUGCCUUAACUGGGAUUGAGGAAAUGACAUUGUAUAAAUUGGCUUUAUAUAAUUCAAAAUGAUUAAAUAUACAGUUAUUUUUCCCCAA
Messenger RNA from Oncorhynchus tshawytscha (Chinook salmon), 1307 nucleotides. RefSeq lists its product as uncharacterized. The record is from RefSeq and is a predicted model, not a curated record. NCBI's taxonomy places the organism in Eukaryota, Metazoa, Chordata, Actinopteri, Salmoniformes, Salmonidae. Gene Ontology annotation, molecular function: calcium ion binding. Bases 603 to 1181 code for a protein of 192 amino acids. The transcript has 5 exons.